AUGGCUUCUGAAAAGCUAGCCAGCGAUCAUGUCGAACGACAUGACUCAAUCGAACCAGCAGGCCAUGACCUGGAGGGCUUCUCCGAUGUCAAGACUACCGCCGAAGCCCGCUCCGCCAUCCAAAAGGAGCACAACAUGACCGCCAUGCAAGCCCUCAGGCUCUACCCCAAAGCCGUCGCCUGGUCCCUCCUCCUUUCCUGCGCCAUCAUCAUGGAAGGCUACGACGUGGUCCUGAUCGGCUCAUUCUUCGGCUUCCCAGCUUUCAACAUGAAAUACGGCCAUCUCAUGUCCGAUGGCAAAUACGGUCUUUCCGCCGCCUGGCAAACAGGCAUGACCAACGCAAUGAGCGUCGGUCAAAUCCUCGGUCUCUUCAUCAACGGUAUCGUCUCCGAACGCUACGGCUACCGGAAGACCCUAAUGGCCUGUCUCAUGACCACCGUCGGCUUCAUCUUCAUUCUCUUCUUCGCUCCAAACGUCCAGACCCUCGUCGCCGGCGAGUUCCUCAUGGGUAUCCCACUUGGCGUCUACCAGACACUCACAGUCACAUACGCUUCCGAGGUCUGUCCCGUCGCGCUGCGCGCUUACCUGACCACCUACGUCAAUCUCUGCUGGGUCAUUGGCCAGCUCAUUGCCUCGGGUAUCCUGAAGGGUCUCGUUGGACGGACCGAUCAGUGGGGAUACCGCAUUCCCUUCGCCAUCCAGUGGAUGUGGCCGAUCCCCAUUUUCAUUGGAGUGUACCUCGCACCGGAGAGCCCGUGGUGGCUUGUACGAAAGGACCGACGGGAAGACGCCAUCAAGGCCGUGAAGCGUCUCACACGCGCAGACCCCAAUUUCAGCGCCGAGGAAACCGUCUCCAUGAUUGUCUACACGAAUGCGAUGGAGCAGCGUACCGAGAACGGUGCCUCAUAUCUGGACUGCUUCAAGGGGACUGAUCUGCGCCGCACGGAGAUCGCAUGCUGUGUCUGGGCGGUGCAGAGUCUGUGCGGCAGUGGACUGAUGGGCUACUCGACUGUCUUCUACCAGCGUGCUGGACUCGCGGAAUCGCAGUCGUUCACGAUGUCACUUGCGCAGUAUGCGAUUGGAGUUGUUGGUACGUUCUGCUCGUGGCUGUUCAUGACGUACUUCGGUCGUCGCACGCUUUAUGUGGGCGGUUUGGCGGUUCUAGGUUCUAUCCUCUUUAUCAUUGGAUUUAUAUCUAUUCCGCCUGCGACUGAUGCGCUUUCGUGGGCUACUGGAUCCAUGUUGCUUGUUUAUACGUUCAUCUAUGACUCGACUAUCGGACCUGUGUGUUUCUCGCUGGUUUCGGAGAUGCCUUCGUCGAGACUCCGCACUAAGACCGUUGUGUUGGCGAGAAAUACGUAUAACAUCCUCAAUCUAGUGACUGGUAUUAUUAUUCCUUACAUGCUAAAUGUAGAGGCGUGGAAUUGGAAGGGAAAGUCUGGAUUCUUCUGGGGUGGAUUGUGCGUCCUCUGUUUCACUUGGUCGUUCUUCAGACUUCCUGAGCCCAAGGGUCGCUCUUAUGCCGAGUUGGAUGUUCUGUUUGAGAACAAGGUGCGCACAAGAGAGUUCCCAGGUGCCAAGACUGGUUUGGUGCAGAGUGAGCUCGAAGGGGAGAAGGGCUCUGUUUGA
Penicillium griseofulvum is the source of this 1629-nucleotide messenger RNA. RefSeq names its product MFS maltose permease MalP. The record is from RefSeq and is a predicted model, not a curated record. Bases 1 to 1629 code for a protein of 542 amino acids. Gene Ontology annotation, cellular component: membrane. The transcript has a single exon. Gene Ontology annotation, molecular function: carbohydrate:proton symporter activity. Gene Ontology annotation, biological process: carbohydrate transport; transmembrane transport. Lineage: Eukaryota; Fungi; Ascomycota; Eurotiomycetes; Eurotiales; Aspergillaceae.